GGGGGGGAGAGAGUGAGAGGGGUGGGGGGACUCACCCGUCACCACGACUAAAAGGGCGAGCGCGCCGGACCCCGGCAAGUAAGAUUCGUUGACAUGACAAGCAUGCAGCAGGAGGGGCUGGAGGCGGAGUCUGUCCCAGAACUGGCCACACAGUUCGGGAAGGGCGAGCUGUCCUACGACCGAGGCCUCUCCCUGGCAACUGAUCAGAGCGCCGCCUCCACCCCAGUCAGAAGGUCUCUGAGCUUCCGGACCAUGCAGACCAAAGUCACCCUGCUGGAUGGCUCCGUCUUCAGCUGCACGUUGGAGAAACGUGCUCGUGGUCUUCAGCUGUUGGACAAGGUCUGCGAGCAUGUCAACCUGCUGGAGCGAGACUACUUUGCCUUGUCGUUCAAAGACGCCGACAACAACAAGAACUGGUUGGAUCCCGGGAAGGAGAUGAAGAAACAGCUCCGAGGCGUCCCCUGGAAUUUCUCCUUCAAUGUCAAGUUUUACCCCCCUGACCCUGCCCAGCUCUCUGAGGACAUCACCAGGUACUUCCUGUGCCUGCAGCUCAGGCAGGACGUGGCCUCGGGCCGACUCCCGUGUUCCUUGGCCACUCACGCCGUCCUGGGCUCCUACACCGUCCAGUCGGAGCUGGGGGACUACGACGCGGGUGAGACGCGCCCACUCAACCUGGUUGUGCCCCGCCCGUCCUUCAUCUUGUUUUUCUCUUCAGAUGAAUGUGGCUCCGACUACGUGAGCGAGCUUUGCUUGGCUCCCAACCAAAGCAAGCAAUUGGAGGAGAAGAUCAUGGAGCUCCACAAGAGUUACAGAGGAAUGACACCGGCUGAAGCCGAGAUGCUUUUCCUGGAAACCGUCAAGAAACUUUCCAUGUAUGGAGUUGACCUUCAUCACGCCAGGGACUCUGAAGACGUUGCCAUCAUGCUGGGCGUGUGCGCUGGCGGCCUGCUGGUCUACAGGGACCGGCUGAGGAUCAACAGGUUUUCAUGGCCAAAGAUCCUCAAGAUCUCCUACAAAAGAAACAAUUUCUACAUCAAGAUCCGCCCCGAAGAGUUUGAACAGUUUGAAUCGACCAUCGCCUUCAAGUUGCUCAACCACAGGGCGGCCAAAAGAUUGUGGAAAGUUUGUGUGGAGCAUCACUCCUUCUUCAGACUCCUCUCUCCAGAAGAACCUCCCAAACGUUUUCUCUCUCUCGGUUCCAAGUUCCACUACAGCGGUCGCACUCAAAUCCAGAGCCGCAGGGCCAGUUCUCAAAUUUGCAGACCCGCGCCCCAUUUCCCACGAUGCGUCAGCAAGAGGAACUUGCUGAGUCGCAGCCUGGAUGGAGCGCCAAGUGACACGGCCACAUCCUCUCUCAAUGGCUCUCCAGCCAUCACUGGAAGCGCAUAUGCAGACAUGGGAACAGGCCUGUAUAUGGUGUCCAAAGCUGUCACUGUCAGUGACCUCAUCACCACGGUGACGCCUGAGAAGAGGAGGGAGGAGCAUUUUGACGAAGCAACCAAUCAGGAGGGAGCGUUUCGAUCAAUUGAGGAGGUGCAGGUGAAGGUUGAGCACAAGGUAGAGCAGCAAGAAGCUGAGCAAGAAGCUGAGCUAGAAGUUGCGCAAGAAGCUGAGCAAGAAGCUGCGCAAGAAGCUGAGCAAGAACCUGAGCAAGAAGCUGAGCAAGAACCUGAGCAAGAAGCUGAGCAAGAGACGGAGGAGAGCAAAGUAACGGAGGCGUCGGAAAGUCCACUGACUCCCGAGCAAGUCGAAGACAAACUUGAAAAUACAGAGCUGACAGAGACGGUGGAUGGAGACCUGACAGGAACUGAGUCCGAGCAAGAAGAUUUGUUUAAAAGCAGUCAGGAAAUCAUCUCAAGCCCGGUGAAGGCUGAGAAGAAGGUGAGCGCCAUCAGUGACCUGCGGCGCUCUUUCUUAGAGGGAGGGGCGCCAAAGGUGGGGCUGAGCGAGUGGGAAAAGCGCUUGGCGGGGUCGCCCGUUCGACGACUUGAUGACUCGCCGAUGAUUGAACCUUUGGAUGCGGACGAGCCGCCUCCGUUGGACGAAAUGUCUCCUGAGCUGAACGCUUUGCUCAAGUCGGCCCAAAAGGCAAAAACCUUCAGAGAGGAAAAUCUCCUGCAGACUUCAGAGCGGGUCCAUACCAUCAUGGUGGUGUCGGGGGAGGAGGAGAAGGAGUCAUUGUGGCAGAGGCGAGCGGACGCAGACGGCGAUCUCCGACUGGCACUGCCGCUGACUUCGCAGAGCUUCACCGUCGAGUCGUCCAGUACCACCCACGUUACCAAGAUGAUAAAUCGAGGGAUUUCGGAAAGCAGGAUUGAGAAGAGAAUCGUGAUUUCCGGAGACACGGGGUUGGACCGCGAUCAGGAAGCUUAAAGACCUGAACGACACCAUGAAACCAAAUCCAACAUUGACUCCGCACCGCAGCUUGACCUCAUGCCCUCGUAGCUAGCAGACAAGUCGACUGAAGUAUUUGAGCAACUUUUACUCUGCCAUGUUGAUUACUCGCGCCCAAAUCUGUCACCAUUUUAGGUUCACCGCAUGAAUUCAAAUGGUUCACUCAUUCAGUCCUCGCCGUCUGAAUUGAACUUUAAAUUAAAAAAAAAAGGAGGGUUGCUAUACAAACUAUCUAAUAUGGCAGUUUGGCGAGCUAGUGUUGACAACGCACCAGCCCAUCCAUCCCAUUUACUUUCAGCAAGUCCUUCAGUCUGCAGUAGUGAUGCCAGCAUGCUAAACAUGCUGUUUAUUUGCUUACAUGCUUAAUAUUUGUUGACUUUACGACACUUUUACUCCUUAAGCACGUCAAUACUUGUGAAGACAUCGUUUGGUUGUAUUCUGCCUCAUUAUUUUGACACUUUCCCACAUAUGUUGUUCUCGUUUCUAUUAUUUAUUAUCCCUAAAAGCACCUGCUCUGUAAAAUGACAUCACGACCAAGACUUGACUGGCAUAAAUAAAUAACGAUGGCAUCAUU
Molecule: messenger RNA, 2968 nt
Organism: Syngnathus acus (greater pipefish)
Lineage: Eukaryota; Metazoa; Chordata; Actinopteri; Syngnathiformes; Syngnathidae
Product: protein 4.1-like
Exons: 22
Coding region: 94-2373 (759 amino acids)
Biological process (GO): cortical actin cytoskeleton organization
Cellular component (GO): cytoskeleton; plasma membrane
Molecular function (GO): actin binding; structural molecule activity
Source: RefSeq, a predicted model, not a curated record